AAAUAAUCCCGCCCUCAAAACCCCGAGGGUCUGCCCUGCAGUCCUCCGUCGUGCUCUUCCUCCCACACCUAUCCAUACUCCGUCACCAUCACCAUCCCACGCACGAUGCCUCACUCGCUGCGCCCGUGUCUCAAGCACGACGGCAGUCCCUCCCUCGACCACGAGCCAAACCACUCGCCCUCCUCCAGCCCCUUCCCCUUCGCCGCCUGUUCCAACGUCUCCGCUCCAACCCGUGUUCGUUUCCCUCCUACGCCCUCCCUCGUCUCCACACACCUCACCCACUCCCCACGCUCCUACGAUCGCGCUCCCAUCGUCGUCUCCCCAAACGCGUGCGCCCUCCCCGCACGUAACGACCGCACGUACACCCCCUCCUCAGAACCCAGCGCGAGACGCUCACCGCCGAGAUCGUCCGCGAAGACGAUCAAGGGCAGCUACUUUCACCCCAAAGCGUUCGAGGCCUGCGAACGCGAACCCAUCGACGCACCCACCAUAUCCCUCUAUCCCCCACCACCGUCUUCGUUCGCCGUCCCUGCCCUCGUGCACGACCACUCGUCAUCAGAGUCGGACGAAUCGGAUACGUCCGUCACCACCCCACCCGAUCCCUCGCAUCCUCAGCUCCUACCCCCGAUAUCCUUCGCAAUGCCCACUCACUCGCACGAUCCAAAGGACGACAGGAUGCGUUCGUUCUUCUCGCAACCGCCCUCUCCCAAGUCGGAGCGGAAUAGUAGAGAGAAGAAGAGGAGCCCGAGUAGGACGAGGGGACAGAGGCUGCCGACGAAGAGGAGCGAGUUCGCUGUACCAGAUCUUGAUGACGACGGCUGUUUAGGCGGGUUCUGACCAGACGGGCAGAGUCGAGGAAACCUAGAAGGCGUUCAAUGGAAUCCUUCCUUUCCUUCUAUCUCUCGACUUUUUCUCUGUUCGUCUUGAUAUCCCUGAUCGUUCAUCAUCAUCAUCAUCAUCACGAUGCAAUGGCCUCACCCCCACCCACGCACUCACGACCACCCCUCGCUUGAUGCUCUUCGACAUGCGUUCGUGCUCGUAUCCGUAUUCCUCUCUUCGCUUCUCGCUCUCGCUAUGUGACGCCCCUCUCACGACUCCGUUUUUCCGAUACCCGGCACAUUUACCCCAUCCACGCACCCCAUCCACACAUUUCCCAUGUCCUCAUCAUUAUAUCUAUUGCAAUCCAAUCAAUCCAAUCCAAUCCAAACCCGUCCCGCCCACCACUCUAAUCUUCUCCUCUUCUCCUUUCAUUGCUCGUCGUUAAUUGCUAGCUGCUUACCACCCUGUUGUACUAUUGUUGAAUCGUCGUCGCUGAUCCUCGCAGACGGAUAUCCGCCCAUGGACCUCUCUCAUCGAAUACCUUAAUUCCCUAAUGCAUUCGUUUUUUC
Messenger RNA from Stereum hirsutum FP-91666 SS1, 1388 nucleotides. RefSeq lists its product as uncharacterized. Lineage: Eukaryota; Fungi; Basidiomycota; Agaricomycetes; Russulales; Stereaceae. The transcript has a single exon. The record is from RefSeq and is a predicted model, not a curated record. The coding region runs from base 106 to 837 and encodes 243 amino acids.